Molecule: messenger RNA, 3641 nt
Organism: Mus musculus (house mouse)
Lineage: Eukaryota; Metazoa; Chordata; Mammalia; Rodentia; Muridae
Gene: Ccdc120
Product: coiled-coil domain containing 120
Exons: 10
Coding region: 310-2199 (629 amino acids)
Biological process (GO): microtubule anchoring at centrosome; intracellular protein localization
Cellular component (GO): endosome; centriole; centriolar subdistal appendage
Source: RefSeq, marked validated
AGCCAAGACAGCAGUCACUGCUGUUCACUUGUACUGCCAGGAAAGCUAGGGCCUGGACGAGACAACUGUUCUUUUGGAAAUAUUUGAGGCUGCCAUCCAGCACUAGGGCAUUGGUGAGACUCCUGGCUGUGGCCUAUGGGCCUCUGAGGAGGUGUUGUAAGUCUGCCCAGCUUCCCACUUACUGUGUUAGCACUCAAUGGGAAGGGAACCAAGGUACCAGGCCAAGCGGGUCCAGACAUUGACACAGAAUCUGAGAGGAAAGGCCAGGCUUUAUCCAGCCAUCAGCCACAAGGUCCAAGCGGUGCAAGGAUGGAAGUCAAAGGUCAGCUGAUCAGUUCUCCUACCUUCACGGCCCCAGCUGCCCUGUUUGGAGAGGCUGCCCCACUGGUGAAGUCAGACCGUCUUCGAGGGCUGCUUGACCGCCAGCGAGCCUUGCAAGAGGCCCUGAGCGUAAAACUUCAAGAGCUCAGGAAAGUGUGUCUGCAGGAGGCGGAGCUAACUGGUCAGCUGCCCCCUGAGUGCCCACUGGAGCCUGGUGAACGACCUCAGUUGGUCCGCCGGAGGCCCCCUGCAGCACGUGCCUACCCUCCACCACACCCAAACCCAGCACACCACUCCUUGUGUCCUGCUGAGGAACUGGCUCUUGAGGCCUUGGAGAGGGAGGUAUCGGUGCAGCAGCAGAUUGCAGCUGCUGCCCGCCGCCUGGCCCUGGCCCCUGACCUCAACGGAGAACAGAGGCGGCGCAGGCGCCAGGUACAGGUUGAUGCACUUCGAAGGCUGCACGAGCUGGAGGAGCAGCUCAGGGACUUCCGGGCCCGUCUUGGCCUCCCGGUGCUCCAGCCACUGCCACUGUCUGCAGGAGCACUAGUCAAUGCCCAGGGUGUCUGCCUGGGUACACGCCUUGCUCAGCUCAGCCAAGAGGAUGUAGUUCUGCACUCGGAGAGCAGCUCCCUCUCAGAGUCAGGGGCCAGCCAUGAUAACGAGGAGCCUCAUAGCUGCUUCCCUCUAACGGAGCGCCCCUCACCACCAAAAGCGUGGGACCAGUUUCGGGCAGUAUCUGGGGGGAGCCCUGAGCGACGAGCCCCAUGGAAACCUCCACCAUCAGAUAUUUAUGGGGACCUGAAGAGCCGACGCAACUCUGUGGCCAGCCCCACCAGCCCCACACGCUCGCUGCCCAGGAGUGCCUCCAGUUUUGAGGGGCGAAGUGUGCCUGCUACCCCUGUCCUCACCCGGGGCAGUGGCCCCCGGCUCUGCAAACCGGAAGGCCUCCAUUCUCGCCAGUGGUCCGGUAGUCAGGACUCCCAGAUGGGCUUUCCUCGGCCUGACCCUGCUUCGGAUCGGGCCUCCCUCUUCGCAGCUCGUACCCGCCGCAGCAAUAGCUCUGAGGCCCUGCUGGUGGACCGCGCAGCUGCUGGCGGAGCUGGAUCUCCACCUGCCCCGCUGGCUCCCCCUGCUGCUGGUCCCCCAGUUUGCAAGAGCAGUGAGGUGCUGUAUGAGCGCCCGCAACCAGUCCCUUCCUUCUCUUCCCGUACCACUGGCCCCCCAGACCCUCCUCGGGCUGCCAGGCCUAGCUCAGCUGCCCCUGCAUCCCGUGGCGCCCCCCGGCUCCCAACUGUGUGUGGAGACUUCCUCUUGGACUAUCCAUUGGACCGAGGCUUGCCCCGCGGUAGUGGCGGGGCAGGUUGGGGGGAGCUGCUGCCUGCUCCUGAGGUCCCAGGACCCCUUUCCCGCAGAGAUGGGCUCCUUGCCAUGCUCCCAGGUCCUCCACCCAUAUAUGCAGCUGAUGGCAGCAGCCCCCUCCUCCGCAGCAAGGACCCCAACACCCGUGCCAUCCGUUCCAAGCCCAGUGGCUUACCCCCAGAAGCUGUGGAGGGUCUGGAAGUGCAUCCAAAUCCAUUACUCUGGAUGCCCCCACCCACUCGGAUACCUCCAGCUGGAGAGCGAGGUGGCCACAAGAACCUUGCCUUGGAGGGGCUGCGGGACUGGUACAUCCGGAACUCGGGACUGGCAGUUGGUCCCCAGCGCAGGCCAAUGCUCCCGCACGUGGGGCCAACACACACCCCCUUCCUCCAUGCCCGCUGCUAUGAGGUGGGCCAGUCACUCUAUGGCCCUCCCAGCCAGGCACCGCUCCCGCACUCCAGGAGUUUUACAGCGCCCCCUGUCUCUGGCAGGUAUGGGGGUGCUUUUACUGAUGGGUAGGGUUAUUGAUUCAGAUGCUGAAGGUAUCCUGACCGGGGAGCAAGGACCACAAGGCAAUGGGCUAUAGUAGCUAUCAGACAUAACUUUUAUUAUUAGUCCUUGGGGUCCUGGUGAGGAGGAACUUGGGUGUUGGUAGCAGUUCUUUCCCAAGCUUUAGAAGGGGUUUUCUAUUCUCCCUAGUGUAUGGCAGCUGGCAGUGAGCCUUGAAGUCCGGGUAAUGGGAGAAAGGGACUUGUGCUAUCCCUGGCUUUCUCUUCCAAGCUUACCCCAUGCUUGAGAACCUGAAGGUGCUGUCCUGUACCUGUCUCCACCUCUUUAACAGCUUCUUUUCCUCUCUCUGUGUGUGUCCUCUCCGUCUUUUCCUCUCUCACCUUGUCUUCCCUACCUGUCUUCCCGAUUCCUGCUGUCCUCCCUUUCUAAAGAUACUACACGGAUUUCCUGUAUCCCCCGGAGCUGAGCGCUCGUUUAAGUGACCUGACGCUAGAGGGGGAGCCGUCUUCCAGUUCUGACACCCAGACACCAGGGACACUGGUCUGACCCUAAGCCCUGUGUCGGUCUGGACAAACUCCAGUCUGAGGAGCACACAGUCAACCUCGCUGAGCCCUGAGAUGUGGUGGCUCUUUGUCCUGAGGGACACUUGCCUGAUCUCACAGGACCCCUGGCUUCUUUUUGGCCCAGGAAGAUAUCUGAUACUCCUGCUUCUCUUCUCAUCCUGUGCUGGGGGAACUGGAGGGCCCCAGCUAGCUUCAAAGACUCUACCCCUCCCUCCAUUUCUGUUUACAGUUGUGAUUUAGUACUCUGUCAUUGCCCAACACUAGGUGUUUUAUAAAAGGGAAACUGUGAGCUCGUUCCUGGUUGGGUUCAUUCCUGUCCCCAUGACCAACCUGUUCCAUUCCAGAGCCACCACCACCCUGCCUCAACAAAAUGGACCAUAAAGAGUCUCUGGGGCUGGGAGACUGCUGGGAACAGAAUUCCCUGCUUCCUCCCGCUAGAGUCUUUGAGCAGAUGGGCAGCGGGCUUCUGUCCACAUUUGGAAGGAUGGAAGUCUAAGUGGGGGUACCUGAAGGAGCUCUGUCUCUGUCUCUGCCCAAUCAGAAGGCCGUACAAGAGGUUGUCAAGAAACAGAGCCAUUUGAGUAUGUUGCAUCCUGUGAUGCUGCAGUGGCUAAACCUGGCAGCUAGUACAUGCCAGUCAAACCCUCAGGUGACAUCUGGCCAUGGGUUGCAGGCCACAUCAUGUCCUCCUUGGCAUUCCUUCUUUUACCACUUUUUAAACAAAUCCACAUAAGCUGUGUUUUCUAUAUUGUCUGUGACUUUCUGGAGCUGGGGGUUCCCCUGCCCCCGUUACCUGGUGUUUAAAAUUUUCUUUUUGUACCAAUGGAUCUGGGCCCAAGACACUACUCACACUGGAAGGGGAUUUCUAUAAUAAAUGUAUAAACUGAA